AUGCCCAUCGCCAUCAUCGGCAUGGCCUGCCGCUUCCCCGGCGAUGCCUCCAGCCCAGAGAAGCUCUGGGACCUCUGCGCCCAGGGAAAGAGCGCCUGGUCGCCGAUUCCGGAGAGCCGGUUCCACGCCGAGAGCUGGUAUCAUCCUGAUAAGGGGCACCUCGGCACGUCAUAUGUGAAAGGCGCGCAUUUCCUCACGGAGGAUAUCUCUCGAUUCGAUGCCGCUUUCUUCAACUUCACAGCCGAAUCAGCCAGUACAAUGGACCCCGAAGUGCGUAUGCAACUAGAGACUGUCUACGAAGCCCUAGAGAGCGCCGGGUUGCCGCUGGAACAAGUGGCAGGGUCGCGCACGGGGGUAUACGCAGGCACCUGCUUCCGAGACAACCACGACAGCUUAAUGCGUGAUCCAGACACGCUGGCGCGGUUCUUCCUGACCGGCAACGGCGCGGCCAUGGUCGCCAACCGGAUCUCGCACUUCUUCGAUCUGCGCGGGCCCAGCCUAAUGGUCGACACGGGGUGUUCGACGACGCUGACUCUCCUGCACUUGGCGUGUCAGAGCGUGCGGACGGGUGAGUCGGAGAUGGCCAUCGUGGGCGGGUCGAAUGUCCUGCUCAACCCGGACAUGUUUAUCGCCGGUUCGAAUAUGAGUUUGUUGUCCGAAGCCGGUCGGUGUUUUGCCUUUGAUUCGCGCGCCGCCGGAUACGGACGCGGUGACGGCAUCGCCAGCAUCAUCAUCAAGCCCCUGGUGGCAGCCCUGCGCGACGGGGACCCCAUCCGCGCGGUCAUUCGCAACUCGGCGGCGAACCAGGACGGCAAGACGGCCACCCUCACCUCGCCGAGUCAGCAGGCGCAGGAGGAGCUGAUGCGCGAGUGCUACGACAUGGUAGGGCUCGAUCCCCGCGACACGAGCUACGUGGAGGCCCAUGGUACGGGCACGCAGGCAGGCGAUACAAUCGAAGCCCACGCCAUCGGCCACGUCUUCGGCGCGGGGCGGAGCAGCGAGCGCCCGCUGGUUAUCGGCUCAGUGAAGACGAAUAUCGGCCACACAGAGGCGGCCAGCGGACUGGCUGGCGUGAUCAAGGUGGUUAUGGCGAUGGAGAAACAAGCAAUUCCCCCACAUCUGAACUUCGAGUCUCCGAACGAAAAGAUCUCGCUGGAGGCGCUGAACCUGAAGAUUCCCCUCACUCUGCAGGAAUGGCCAUCGCCUCUGCUGCAGCGGGCGUCGAUCAACAAUUUCGGAUACGGCGGCGCGAAUGCCCAUGUCAUCGUGGAAAGCCCGCAGAGUAUGUUGCUGCCGAUGACUCCAGCUUCCUCGGAGUUGGGCAAUACCCCGAACCCUAAGAAGCGGUCUCGCGUGUUUGUACUCAGUGCCAAGGAUCCCGCUGCCGCCCGCAGCAUGGCCGAGAACCUGCGCGACUACGCCGCCACCUCCCUGGAGAACAGCAGCGGUGAAGACCAGGAACGGAUCCUCGACCAGCUGGCUUUCACUCUCGGACAGCGACGAACCCGAUUCCCCUGGACGACGGCGUGGAGUGGCUCGACGCUGGCUGAUGUCCAGGACACGCUUGGCACCGCCCGGUCAACGGCACAACGCAGCACCCGUGCGCCACGCGUGGGCAUGGUCUUCACUGGCCAGGGCGCUCAGUGGUUCGCCAUGGGUCGUGAGCUCUUUGGAGCCUAUCCGGUUUUCCGUGACACAAUGUAUGAAAUCGAUGCCUGCCUUAAGAACAUGGGUGCCACUUGGUCUGCGGUUGAAGAGCUGCAGCGAGACGCUAAGGAGAGCCGCAUCAAUCAGGUCACCUUCAGUCUGCCGCUGAGCGUCGCCAUCCAGCUGGCCCUUGUGGACUUGUUGCGGUCCUGGGGGAUCCGUCCCGCAGCAGUAACUGGCCACUCCAGUGGCGAGGUGGGUGCAGCCUAUGCUGCCGGUGCCAUCACCCUGGCGGGCGCCAUGGCCAUCGUCUAUACCCGUGGUGAUCUGACGAGCCAGUUUCAGAAACUUCUGGAUCGCCGCGGCGGGAUGAUCGCCGUGGGGCUGGGACGGGAGGAGGCCGAGAAGGCGCUGGCGGAAGUCCAGUCUGGCACUGCGGUCAUCGCCUGUGUCAACAGCCCAUCCAGCGUCACCAUCUCCGGCGACGAAUGUGCUGUGGAGGAGGUCGAGGCUCUGCUCACAGCCCGUGGGGUCUUCGCACGCCGUCUCCGCGUCGAGGCGGCCUAUCACUCGCACCACAUGUUGCCGCUGGCCGAGGCCUAUCGCGUGCUGCUGUCGCGCUACCUGGAGCCGAAUCCUGAAUUCGACUCGACGGUGAUCUACUCGUCCCCAACCACGGGGGACCGGAUGACAUCUGCGGCGGAAAUUGCUCAUCCCGAUCACUGGGUGCGCAACAUGGUGCAGCCCGUCGAGUUCCUCAACUCUUUGCGCAACCUGUGCAGUGAUGCUGCUCCGGGCGAUAGCAGCCCCACCACCGCGGUGGACAUGCUCGUCGAAGUCGGGCCUCAUGGCGCUCUCGCUGGACCCAUUCGGCAGACAUUGGCGCUACCGGAGCUGAAAGAUGCGGGCAUCACCUACGCCUCGUGCCUCUCGCGCGGCCAGGAUGCGGUCCAGACCAUGCAUCAGCUCGCCUGCACUCUCCUGCAGGCCGGCUACCCUGUCGACCUCGAGGCGGUCAACUUCCCCUACGGCCGCAGCGAGGUGCAGGUCCUGACCAAUCUGCCCCCUUACCCCUGGAAUCACGAGACAUCGUAUUGGGCCGAGCCCCGUCGCAACCAAGAACUGCGCGGCCGAACCGUCGCGCCCCAUGAUCUUCUCGGCGUCCCCGCCGCGGCCUCCACCCCGGCUACGCCGACCUGGAGGCACGUGGUGCGUCCCCGGGACAUCCCAUGGGUUCGCGACCACGUUGUGCAGGGGGCGAUUGUCUACCCAGGAGCGGGAUACAUCAGCAUGGUUGUGGAAGCGCUGCGACAGCUGCAAACUCCCGACCAGCCCAUCCACGGCUACCAACUGCAGGAGAUCCGGAUCCGGAAUCCGCUGAUCCUAGAAGACACGGCGGAAGGAGUCGAGGUGCAGCUAUCACUGCGUCCAUGCGGCGAUCGCGUCCGCAACGCUCAGGGGUGGUAUGAGUUCCUGAUCCAGUCCGUGAACCAGACUGGGGAUUCGUGGACCCUGCACUGCGAGGGUCUCUGCUGCACACCGUCUGGCACCCAAGGGACGGGUUGGGCAGGCCCACCGGCGCCGACUCGUGUGCUGCCUUCCACCGUGCCGGUCAGUGCGUGGCGCCCCCUCCAGCCCGCGGAGACGUACAAGACACUACACGAGGUCGGCGUCUGCCACGGUCCAAUCUUUCAAAACUUGGUCUCUGCGCAAUCUGCGCCGGGAUAUUCGCAGUCCGUGUUCCGGGUCGCCGACUCGGCCGCCACCAUGCCCCAGGGAUAUCAGCAGGCGCACGUCAUCCAUCCCACCACACUGGACACGGUGUUCCAGGCAGUCUAUCACAACCUCCCCGCCGGUGGCACGCAGCAGCGCACCGCCAUGAUUCCAACCUCUAUCCAGAACCUGUACAUCUCGGCCAACCUCAUUGCCUCCCCUGGUCACCAUUUCCGCGCCGAUUCGACCCUGGUGAAGUUCAGCGGCCAAGGGUUUGAGUCCUCGGUCCAGGUCAUCAACCAUCCAGGCGUUGACGGAUCGGAAGACCGAGCGGCACCGGUACUCACUCUGGACGGACUUUUCUGCCAAUCCUUGGGAUCUACUGCCGCUGUGCUGACGACGGACGACAAACUCUGCUACACUUCUGUAUGGGCGCCGGAUUUUGAUUUCGUACAGCUCAAGCACCUUCCUAGAAAGACCGAGGCCACCCAACAGCCCAAUCUCUCCCAGCUGCAGGCUGCCGCCGCCGUGUUCAUUGUCGAUGCUCUGCAACCGGUCGAGAAAAAACAGGAGGUAGCCCCCGAGCACCAGCGAUACUGGGAUUGGAUGAAAGGACUUCACGGGCAUAAACGCCCCCGAGCUACGGUGCUCGAAAUCGGUACGGGUAACGUGGCUAGUACACGGAUGUUUGCCAAGGCCCUGACGCGCGAUAAUACACAGCUUUUCACGCGCUACGAGGUGACUGCGCCCAGUAUCGAGCUGGUGGAAGUUUUGAGCAAGGGACACCAAGACCAUACAGGGUUGGAGUGCAAAGUCCUGGAUUUGGAUACGCUGGCGGCAGACCAGGGAUUUAUCCGCGGGUGUUACGAUCUACUGAUUCUGUCGGCUUCGGCCUUGUUGACUGCGAAGAAUGUACUCCAGACCCUCGGCUCACUGCAUGCACUUCUUUCCCCGGGUGGCAAAUGCAUCCUGUGGGGUCCUUCUCUGAACGAUAGUGCCCUACAGACUGUUGUUCGACUCCUCCCACAAUGGGGUCCAGUUUUUGAAGACACCCCCACGUGGCAGAGGCUUCUGAUGCAGGCUGGGUUCGAGUCGAGCAACGUCCAGCUCCAAGAAGCUCUGGGCAGCGGCGGGUACCAAAGCGAGGUGGUGAUGGCGAGCGCGAAAGCCGAUGCGACCCUGGAUUCUCCCGCUGAGCUUGUCCUAGUAUCAGCCACGACUCCUCCAAAAGACUGGCAGCAGACACUCCAGCAAUCGCUACCGGCCGAUGUUAUAUCUGGAAUUUCCGUGGUCUCGUCACUCGCAGACAUCAGCACGGAGGACAAAGUGUGUUUAAUCCUAGACGAGUUGGUUCAGCCAAUCCUCGAGAAUCCGACUGCGGAACAAUUCCAGGAUCUGCAACGUGGGCUCGGCAGUUGUCGGGUUGCCAUGUGGGUAUCACGUGGUGCUCAGGGCAAUGCGGAAGAUCCCCGGAGCAGUCUGCACCAGGGACUUCUGCGUACCUUGCGCUGCGAGAAUACUCUCCGGCGGUAUGUCUCAGUCGACUUGGACCCGAGUGCGCCCGUCUGGACUUCUUUAUCCGCAAUCCAGAUCGCGCAGAUCCUCUGCUACACGCUUACUGCAUCCUCCUCAGAUCUGCCUGAGACCGAGUAUGCAGUCCGUGAUUCAGUAGUUCAAAUCUCUCGCGUCUAUGGCGACGAGCAGGAAGCGCAGCUGGUGGGGACCACGAAGCCCCAAAUGCCCGAGCUGCGACCCUGGUCUUUUCCGGGACAGAAUAUCCGUCUUGGAGUGGCCACCCCGGGACUGCUCAACAGUCUCGUCUUCACGGAGGACCCGACAGUGGACGAGACCCUUCCGGACGAUUGGGUGGAGAUCGAGCCCCGGGCCUUUGGACUCAACUUCCGCGACAUUAUGGUGGCGCUGGGCCAGCUCGACGAGACGCGGAUGGGGUUUGAAUGCAGUGGAGUAAUUAUACGCGCCGGAUCGGCGGCUCAAGCGGCGGGCUUCACCCCCGGGCAGGGGGUGUAUGCAUUCAUUAUCGGCUACUUCGCGACCAAGGUGCGAAUCCCCUUCACCAGUGUGGCUCCGAUCCCCGCAGGCAUGGACUUCGCCACAGCCGCCUCCAUCCCGCUGGUGUUUAUCACGGCGUACCAUGCCCUGGUCGACCUGGCGCGACUCCAGCGUGACGAAACAGUGCUCAUCCACUCGGGCACGGGCGGAGUCGGGCAGGCGGCCAUCAUGCUCGCACAGUCGAUCGGGGCGGAGAUUUUCGUCACGGUCGGCUCGGAGGAGAAACGCGACUUUCUGAUGCAACAGUAUAAGAUCCCCUCGUCGCGGAUCUUCAGUAGCCGGAACGCGUCCUUUGCGCGUCAUAUCAUGUCGGCGACGGACGGCAAGGGGGUGGACGUGGUGCUCAACUCGCUGGCCGGACCGCUUUUGCGUGAGACGUGGCGCUGCAUUGGCAUGUUCGGUCGGUUCAUCGAGAUCGGCAAGCGAGACAUUGAGCAGAAUAGUAUGAUGGAGAUGGGGCCGUUUGUGCGGAGUACGCUCUUCGCGUCGCUGGAUCUGAUCACCCUCGGGGAACAGCGCGGCAAGGAAGUGCACCGCAUCUUCGGGGCGAUUAAUGAGCUGCUGCGACGACGGGCAAUUCGACCAGUGGGGCCGAUCACGCGAUUUGGGAUGGGAGGAGUCGAGAAGGCAUUCCGGACGAUGCAGACGGGAAAACACAUGGGGAAGAUUGUCUUGGAGCCGCGCCCGGCGGAUCCAGUCAAGGUGCUCACCGCCGGGCCCCGACUGGCAGAACUGUCACCUGACGAGACGUACUGCCUGGUAGGCGGUGUGGGCGGCAUCGGCAAGUCCCUCUGCCAGUUGCUCGUCGAUCGCGGCGCCAAACAUCUGCUGGUCUUGUCGCGCAAUGCCGCUCUCAUCACCCCCGACACCCAGCAGUGGCUGCAAGGCGUGCAAGCCACCGGUGCGACCGUGGUGCUAGAGAGCUGUGAUGUCUCCAACCGCGCCCAGCUGCAAGCCGUGUUGGCCAAGUAUCGUGGCGAGUUGCCGCCCAUCCGUGGUGUCAUCCAAGCCGCGAUGGUGCUCAAGGAUGGCAUCUUCGAAUCGAUGACUCGCGAGGACUAUCUGGCCGCCCUCAAGCCUAAGGUCCAAGGAACCUUCAAUCUGCACAGCCUGCUCCCCACUGACCUGCGGUUUUUCAUCCUUCUUUCUUCCAUUAGCGGCUUCGGGGGCAACGCGGGCCAAGCUAACUACGCAGCCGGGGGCAGUUAUCAGGAUGCGCUGGCUCGUCAUCGCGCCAGCCAGGGUCUCCCCGCCGUCUCCAUCGACCUAGGCAUGGUCUCCUCCGUGGGGGUGGUUGCGGGCACUCAGCAUGUUGCCGAUCAUCUCGAGAAGCUUGGUCUGCGCGCUGUUUCGGAGCACGAGGUGUGGGCCUUGGUCGAGGCGGCCAUCCGGCACCCCAUCCGCACCCCAGAAACCUGCCACGUCGUUACCGGUCUCCCCGGUGCAUUUAUCCGCUCGGACUCUGCCGUCUGCUGGAACCGGGACGCCCGGUUCGCCGUUCUCGAGCAGAAGGACGCGUCCUCUUCCGGCCAGGCAUCGACCUCGCACCCUGGAGCUGGUCUGAAAGAGCAACUGUCGGCGGCCAUCACUCCCGCAGAGGCGACAACCGUCAUCCAGAGCGCCUUGGUCAUCAAGCUGGCCGAGAUGUUCAGCCGCAGCGAGGAGGAGAUCGAUCCCUCCUCGCCGCUGGCCCAGUUUGGGGUCGACUCCUUGGUUGCGGUCGAAUUGCGCAAUUGGUCCGUCGCGACGGUACAAGCCGAUUGUUCCAUCUUUGAUGUGAUGCAUGCGGCUUCGGUCACGGGACUGGCAGGCAAGAUGGCGGAGAAGAGCCGAUUGGUAAAGCCGUAG
Aspergillus aculeatus ATCC 16872 is the source of this 7278-nucleotide messenger RNA. Its product is annotated as type I polyketide synthase. The transcript has 4 exons. NCBI's taxonomy places the organism in Eukaryota, Fungi, Ascomycota, Eurotiomycetes, Eurotiales, Aspergillaceae. Gene Ontology annotation, molecular function: oxidoreductase activity; fatty acid synthase activity; phosphopantetheine binding. Bases 1 to 7278 code for a protein of 2425 amino acids. Gene Ontology annotation, biological process: fatty acid biosynthetic process; secondary metabolite biosynthetic process. The record is from RefSeq and is a predicted model, not a curated record.